AUGGCGAGCCAUUUUCUCAAGCCUACCUUUUCUUUGAUUGAUCAUGAUGGUCGCAGGGUUGAUGAAACAAUCUUCCGAGGCAAGCCGACGAUCGUUUUCUUCGGUUUCACCAACUGUGCUGUUGUCUGCCCACGAGCUCUUUCCCGGCUCACAGCUGUCAUUAACAGUCUCAACCUAACUACCGACCAACUCAAUGCCUUGUACAUCUCGGUAGAUCCACAUCGGGACUCGCCAGAAGUCAUGAAGUCGUUUUUGGCAGGGCGUGCUCCUCACUUCACAGGCUUGACCGGCACGCAGUCAGAGCUUGAGUCGGCUCGUAGGGGUUUCCGAGCAUUUGCAAAUAGCAAGCGCGAAAAUGGUACACCGGGCAAUUAUGACGUUCCUCAUACGGCCAUCACGUAUAUAUUAAAUCAUGACGGCAGUUUGGUGGACCAUCUUCACGACAGUCUCAGCGACACGGAGGUAACAUCCCGUCUCAAGCGUGUCAUGGAUGAAGUACAUCAAAAGGAUCGGGCUAUCAAGACCGUUCCCUCGACAGAAACUGGUCGAGACAACACCAUCGACGAAAGCUUAAAAGUAUUGGACAAGAAACAGGUCGCCAGCAUUAGACAUAUCGGCAACCUAGCUCGUCAACUCAAGGGAGACUGGUCGAACAUGAUGGGCCCGACAGACUUGAAUGACGGGUUUGGGGCUUACCGCUUCCAGCUCGCCUACGGCUUCUAUGCACUGGCGUUGGCUCACUUUCACAGGCUUCCAGCGGCUCCUGGAUUAUUCCAAGACACUAUGGAGCGGAUGAUUGACAAGAUGUGCCAUCCAGAUGUCUGGUUCUACUGGCGCGAUGCAAGCACAGGUGGCGGUCUCGCGAGAACACCAAGGAAAGAGCCAGAUGCAAACCCCAUUGAGAAGGACAACAUCAUGUAUAGUGCCUAUCUACAAACAAUGACGCUUCUUUACCAUAGCCUGUUUGACGAUGAUCGCUACACAAAGCCUGGAUCAUUGAAGCUAGAGUACGACCCGUUCUUCUGGGGCGAACCUGGAGGAUUCAAGUUUGAGUAUGACCAGAAUUCGCUCAACGAUCGGGUCUACUGGAACAUGGUUGAGAGCGGAUAUCUGGGUGUCGCCUGCGAGCCCUGGUGCGUGUUCCAGAUCUGCAACCAGCCACCCAUCAUUGGCUUCCGCUUAAACGACGAGCUCACCGGUAGUCAUACCGCCGAUGAGGUCACCACAGGUUAUAUUAAAGCCUGGGAGGACUUUGGGGGCUCCAUUGAGCCGGAAGGAGGCUAUCGACUUUUUGUUGGCAGGCAUAACAACAUGGUAGCACCGAGUCCUGGAACGGGCAUGGAUGCUUGGUGUGCUUUCUUGAUGCACUCGUGGAACCCAGACUUCGUGGAAAAGAACUAUGAGCGGCAGCGUGCCAAGGCGCUGGUUCGACACGAGGACGGUACACUGUCAGUCAAUGUCAGGAUCAUCGAUGGACAGUCGAAAAAUACCACGUUUCUGUUACAAGGUGCCGAGUUUGGCUGGUUUGCGGCUCUGGCUGCAGAGAUGGGUGACGAAACCACACUGAAGGGACUUCUGGACUAUGCCGACCAUAAAUUUCGACCCCGGUACCAGGAUGGAGGGUUGCUGUACCCAAGAAAUGACAACAUCUUCGACGAGCACAGCCAUUACAGUAUGAACUCCCCGAUCCAGUCCAACGCUCUUCUUCCACUUUCUCGUUUAAACGUGAGUGGUGGACUGAAACGCCUAUACGACCAGCCGUGGGGUCCGAAGAACCGCGAUCAUUACGGAGAACCGGCCUUGACCAGCCUUGACUUUUGCAUCGAUGUUUAUCGUGCAGUAUACGAUUCGAAACGGCGAGUUUUGAUCUUCGACCUUGCGGUCUACGAGCCCGAGAUGAGGGGAAAAGUUGUGCUUUCCAGAGUUUUCGGGGGGGGGGAUUGGACUCUCUCCCGUGAUGGAAGAGAGGUAGCACGGGGCGACAGCGAAGCCUUGACCAAGAACACAUUGGAGAAGGGCAUCGAGCAAAGUGGUGAGGAGCUGAUAUUGUUUAUCACCGAGGCAGAGGUGACAUCCUUUGUCAUUUUGUGGCUCUAG
Clonostachys byssicola is the source of this 2097-nucleotide messenger RNA. Lineage: Eukaryota; Fungi; Ascomycota; Sordariomycetes; Hypocreales; Bionectriaceae. The record is from the annotation of a GenBank genome assembly.